Messenger RNA from Cylicostephanus goldi, 483 nucleotides. The record is from the annotation of a GenBank genome assembly. Lineage: Eukaryota; Metazoa; Nematoda; Chromadorea; Rhabditida; Strongylidae.
AUCGCAUGCUCUCUUGGGAAUCUUGAAAUUGCUGAAAUCUUAAUCGCUCAUGGUGCUCUCAUCAUGGCGAAGGAUUACAGAGAACGGACAGCUCUCUCGCAUGCUAUAAUCAACGGACAAGAACAUUGCGCAGCUAUGCUACUGGCAAAAGGAGCUGACUUUCUCAAGGGUGAUUCAUCCAACAAUACGCCAGCGCACUAUGCUGCUGCUUAUGGAUGGUUGGAAUGUUUGAAACUUUUGGCGGAUGUUGAUCCAAGCUGCCUCAAACAAGAGAAUGAUCGGAAGCUGACACCGCUUUCCAUCGCAUACCUCAAAGGACAUUAUGGAAUUGUGCAAUGGCUGCUGGACGAGAAGUCUGAAUAUGUCGAUAUAAACGGAACGGAUUCGAAAGGUGUCACACUGCUGUCGUCUUUACUGCGUUACACCGAUGAGGAUGCGCAAAGCGAACUUCUUGAACGAAUGCAGUACUUACUCUCCAGGUAG